Symbiodinium pilosum is the source of this 1542-nucleotide messenger RNA. The record is from the annotation of a GenBank genome assembly. NCBI's taxonomy places the organism in Eukaryota, Dinophyceae, Suessiales, Symbiodiniaceae.
AUGCCGCACGCGAGGUCUCCAUCGUCAUCUUCCCCCAGCUAUUCAAGCUAUACAGCUUCCAGCAGCGCCCCAACAAGCAAGUUGAAAUCCGGGGACACGAACAGUGGUGUCCGCGCAGGAGAAGUCAAAUCGAAGGUGGAUGAACUUGAGAAUCUGCGGGAGAUGCUUGCUGAGAAAAAGAAGGAAUUUGCUGAGGAGGAGGAUGUCGAUCGCAAAAAGGACAUAAAGAAAGACAUGGACAUACUGGAGCAAUGGUUACAUGACAAGGAGCACAAACAUGACAAGGUGCCUGCGGAGCAGGCGGCGAAGGUCGGGAAGGCGGUUAAAGCCCCGGACACACACACGGCCAAGGCAACGUCCAAAGAGGAUUCAAAGCCAAAUGAGGCCAUCAAGAAGCAAAAGCAGAAGGCACCAAAACCAUCCACGGAUUCAGAGGUGCCGACAAAGAAAAGCAAGAAGGCAUCGGAUGUGGAGCAGGCACCGAAGCAGCCUGCCGUCCCGGAGGCAAAGAAGCCCAAAAAGGCAUCAGAUGUAAAGGCACCGAAGCCGUCCGCGGAUCUGGAGGCGCAAGCGAAGAAACCCAAAAAGGCAUCAGAAACGCAGAAGGCACCGAGGCCGCCCGCGGAUUCGCAGGCAUCGGCAAAAAACAACAAAAAUGUUUUGGAUGUGGAGAAGGCAGUCAAGAAAUCCGCGGAUUCAGAGGUGCCAGCAAAGAAAGCGAAAAAAGCAUCGGAAGCGGAGAAGGCACGGAAGAUGCCUGCGGAUGCGGAGGUGCCAGCCAAGAAAGCUAAAAAGAUAGACGACGGGGAGAAGGUUUCGAAGCCAUCCGCCGAGUCAGAGGCACAAGCAAAAGAAUUGCAGAAAGCAGCGGAUGUGGACAAGGUUAAGCACACGGUUGACAAGGAUCUGCUUGCGCAGAACGCUGAUCUGAUAUCGCGGACAAAGGAAGCACUCCAGCAGAGCUUGCAGCAUCAGCAGAAGGGAGAGACACCUCAGCCAGCCGCACCGCCGCCUGCGUCACAUGCCGUUUCUUCCGGAGCAGCGGGCCCCGCAACACAGGAGACAGCGCAGACAUCAUUUGUCUUGGCCAGCGAGGCCACUACGCUGAUGCCUUCCGAGAAGGUGCCUCCCUGUGAGCUUCCUUUGUGGUGCGUGCGGCCCAAUCCCAGAGACGUGGAAGUGUUGCUGGAAAUUGUGCGGCACGUUCAAGGAAGCAGCCUCCCAUCCAAGCGUAUGCGGCUUGGGCGUCGAGCCUGGGCUCUUCUGGGUCGAAGGCUGCACGAAGCCCAAGCGGAAGAAGCCAGGCGAGCAGGGGUGCCCGAGCCUGACAUUGGCCUGGCAUGUCCUUUGUCGUCUAAAGCACAUGCGCUGGUGCUUCAGAACUGGACGGGCAAGAUUUUCUUGAAGGACCUGGGUUCAGCCCACGGCACUUUCUUGGGUGGAGUGCGGCUAAAUCCGCACGAGCCUUUCGAGUGGAAAGCCGGUAUGCAGGCUUACUUUGCGGAUGCCAGCACCGAGUUCUUUGAGCUCCGGGCAGCAUAG